AGCCGCUGACAUCGGGAUGGGUCGCGCGGAGGAGAAGAAGCACCGCGAGCCGCUGCGUCUCCGUGCAGGUGGCGCGCGGAGGACGAGCUGAUCCCGCGGAGGAGAAGAAAAGAAGGAAGGAGGAGGAGGAGGAGGGAGAGGAGGAGGAGGAGUAGACCCCGCGAGACAAGAGGAGACGGACGCAGAGAACCACAGAGGAAGAACCCGGCCGCACGUGAGGCGCGCGAGCCCCCCCCGCAGCGUGGGGACUAAUCGAUAAUCGGAGGAGCGUUUUUCCGUGUACGCAGGCGGAGGGAGAGCUUCUCCCCGGAGCAGACCGGCCCGAUGAAUCCCAUGACGCAGUUGUACUACAAGAAGGCGACGUACUCGCCGUACCGCGACCGCAUCCCGCUGCAGAUCGUGCGGGCGGAGGUGGAGCUGUCAGCGGAGGAGCGGGCGUACCUCACCGCUGUGGAGAAAGGUGACUAUGCGGGGGUCAAACACGCCCUCCGCGAGGCCGAGGUCUACUACAACAUGGACGUGAACUGCCUGGACCCGCUGGGCCGCAGCGCGCUGCUCAUCGCCAUCGAGAACGAGAACCUGGAGAUCAUGGAGCUGCUGCUGGACCACGGCAUCCACACGGGCGACGCCCUGCUCUACGCCAUCCGCAAGGAGGUGGUGGGCGCCGUGGAGCUGCUGCUGUCGCACCGCAGGCCCAGCGGCGAGAAACAGGUCCCCUCGCUGAUGAUGGACAGUCAGUUCUCAGAGUUCACCCCGGACAUAACUCCCAUCAUGCUCGCUGCUCACACCAACAACUACGAGAUCAUCAAGCUGCUCGUCCAGCGGAAGGUCACCAUUCCCCGACCACACCAGAUACGAUGCGACUGUGUGGAGUGCGUGUCCAGCUCAGAGGUGGACAGUCUUCGGCACUCGAGGUCUCGACUCAACAUCUACAAGGCGCUGGCCUCGCCCUCGCUCAUCGCGCUGUCCAGCGAGGACCCCAUCCUCACGGCCUUCAGGCUGGGCUGGGAGCUCAAGGAGCUCAGCAAGGUGGAGAACGAGUUCCGGCAGGAGUACGAGGAGCUGUCCCAGCAGUGCAAACGCUUCGCCAAGGACCUUCUGGACCAGGCCAGGAGCUCCAGGGAGCUGGAGACCAUCCUGAACCACAGAGACAACGACCAGAGCGAGGAGCUGGACCCGAGGCAGUGCCACGACCUGGCCAAGCUCAAACUGGCCAUCAAGUACCACCAGAAAGAGGUGAGGACCCCGAGGAGCCGUCAGAGGAGGCCUGCUGGAGGUGCAGUGUGUCCACCGAGGUCACAUGACUUAUGUACAUGUGGAAUACCAGGAGAAACUCAACGGAUGGUUUUAUUCAGUGGAAAAUGACUCCUCACAUCUCCU
Molecule: messenger RNA, 1380 nt
Organism: Gasterosteus aculeatus aculeatus (three-spined stickleback)
Lineage: Eukaryota; Metazoa; Chordata; Actinopteri; Perciformes; Gasterosteidae
Source: RefSeq, a predicted model, not a curated record